CUCAUUAAGGCACGGAAGAUCUGACGUAAGUCGUGAGAUUGAAUAUAAGAAACAGUGAUCAGUUUGAGCACGUUAUAAAGUAGCGUUAUGGAGAACGGAAGAUACAACAUUUCAGCGUUAUCGCUUUCGAGGCCAUCAGAAUUGUUAGAAAAGUUAACUUUAACUGGGAGUUCUUUACUGCUUAUUGUGGCCAUUAUAGUGAAUAUACUGGCUCAUUUUGUGAUUGCAUCAAUAUUUUUAAAAUCUCGUCCUUUUCGUCAAAGCCGGCAUUUUUAUAUCCUCAGUGUGGCUCUUUCGGACUUUUUCACUGGAAUGACUAUACCUUUUUUAAUUUUAGAGUCGAUGAAUUCCCGGUGGACUUUGGAGCCUUAUUUGUGCCCGGUGUUUCUAGUGAUAAGACAUUCCAUGAUGUUCAUCUCUCUCCUGAGUGUUUUGCUGUUUACCCUGGAUAGAUGGUGGAGUAUAAGUUUCCCACUGUCCUAUCGAGCACGCCAAAGCCAACAAAAAUCGGUCCUAGUUCUUAUAAUUGUUUGGAUUUUUGCGGCAAUUGUUCACAUACCUGCCAUUUUUGUAUGGAAUUCUCAGUACAUGCACAACGGAUACAAAAUGACGUUCUGUCAGUAUCCGUAUUAUUUUGAUCGAAUGUACACAAUUUCCUUGACAGUGCUUGAAUUCAUCUUGCCCAUUGCUUUUCUUUUGACCCUAAAUGCUUCAAUAUAUGUGGUAUUAGUAAAACGUCGGAAUGCCACGGAAAUAAGAAGAUCACUUAGCACCAGCGAGAGAGCAGUCCGUAGUCGGAAAGACAACCAAUACCCUUGUUGUAUUCCAAACUGCCAUUGUAAAUCGAAUAAAUCUGACAGGUUACAGCCACGUUCGACACAACUGGUCAAAAAUCACAGUGCAUCGGAACUACCGUCGCCAUCAAAUAGUAUCAGUAUUGACAGUAGAAGCAAGUCUUUAGAAGCGGUCACUGCAGUUUCUUGUCAGUAUAGUUUUUUGCGAAAGGAGAGUGACAACCUGGUACGAGAUUUUCUUUUACGUCAGAGUAUGAGAGCGUUGUGUUCGGUUGGUAUUCUCACCAUUUGCGCCAUCUUGUUUCGCUCACCAUACGUCAUUGCCAUACUCAUCGAUGUGUUUUCUUGUCCCGUGCCUUCAGGAAUAUUGGUGUUUCUGCAGAACUUAACUGUAAUCAAUGCUUCCAUUAAUCCUUUUUUAUACAAUCUAGGAAGUAAAACCAUUAAGAAAACUCUCCGAUCCUGCAUUAAGUCUAAACUGAAGAAGACGGAUAAAUUUGGUGAAAAUUUAGCCAGCAUGUAUUGUAUUCUUGAACGAAAUGGCAAAGUUUCUACCAUUCUCAAUCAAAGAGCAUAACCAUGAUUUGUAAAUGAUAUUUUAAGUAUAAAAAUGUGAAUUUCUUCCACUGAUAAUAAUAUCGGUAAUUAUCCAGAUAUUGGUGCCAUUUUCUUUCACA
This is a messenger RNA of Saccostrea echinata, 1471 nucleotides long. Its product is annotated as probable G-protein coupled receptor No18. Gene Ontology annotation, biological process: adenylate cyclase-activating adrenergic receptor signaling pathway. Gene Ontology annotation, molecular function: G protein-coupled receptor activity. Gene Ontology annotation, cellular component: membrane. NCBI's taxonomy places the organism in Eukaryota, Metazoa, Mollusca, Bivalvia, Ostreida, Ostreidae. The transcript has a single exon. Bases 88 to 1371 code for a protein of 427 amino acids. The record is from RefSeq and is a predicted model, not a curated record.